This is a messenger RNA of Thunnus maccoyii (southern bluefin tuna), 2043 nucleotides long. Its product is annotated as transmembrane protein 109-like. The coding region runs from base 847 to 1593 and encodes 248 amino acids. Gene Ontology annotation, biological process: intrinsic apoptotic signaling pathway in response to DNA damage by p53 class mediator; cellular response to gamma radiation. NCBI's taxonomy places the organism in Eukaryota, Metazoa, Chordata, Actinopteri, Scombriformes, Scombridae. The transcript has 4 exons. The record is from RefSeq and is a predicted model, not a curated record.
CUCCUCCUCCUCCUCCUCCUCUUCCUCUUAUAAGACCCGGUCGUGUUUGCAUACUGGAAACAGUCGCUAAAAACGCUGCGAGGAAGGGAGUGCCAUGCGGGAACAGCGACAAGGGAUUUUUUUUAAAGGUUGUGCAAUAUAAUCCAUCGCAGCAGCGCAUUUGAUGCAAGCUCAGAGACAAAGGAGCAGUAAACUUGCCCGGCGUGGAGCUCAGAGCUGAAAUAAGAAGCUUUAGGAGACUCGUGGUCAGCUCAACGUCACCGCGUUUCUACUGUUUUCCUUUACGCGCAAAGCUGCAACGGAAAAGAAACUUUUUGGACACGUCGCUGCACUGUAUCUUUUAUUAACAACUUACUGUUGUGUCUUGACUGAUGAUCAAAUAUCUCGACCACUGCUGGAUCUAAGCCUUUAACGGUUUCUUACCAAAUAUAGCCACUGUUAAUGCUUGAGUGUCCUUGACGGAGCGGAGCGGUCCCACAUUGGAUAUUUGCAGCGCUGCCAAAGUUUAUAAUUAUAUACUCGGUCAUAUCACUUUGACGUAUUAUAGGGCUCCAUUUACAAACUGGGGUUGUCUAAUUAGCAGAUUGGACACUUGAAUCAGUUCGUAUUUCAUCAUUUUUAGAAGCUUGCGUAGUUCGCUUCACAUUUUACUGCCUAUUGUGGACUGCAGCAUGUUAAAAAAUUCAGUCGCCUUGUAGCUUAUGACUGCUGUCACCAGAAGCCAUUUUUAAGUCUUUGAUUUACGAGCCUCUCUCAAUCGUUGAACACAGGCUGCUCAACCUGCUCUGUGCACAUACAUCCAUUUUUCACUCUUUUUUUUUUUCUAUUGUUCUCAAACCUCCAACUAUGAUUUUUUGUGCGCCUGGCUCCGGGCGCGCUGGAUGUGCCAUAGCUCGGUUGAUCCUCACCAUCUGUGUGAUGGUGUUCGGCUUAGUUGGAGCUGAGCAGGCCAACCCGCAUAAGGAGAGCCCACCGCCGGUCACCCUCCGCACCUUGAUCACGGGGACCUGCCAGGAGAUCCAGCGGUACGCGGAGUCCGUGGUGGGAACCAGCGUGAUACGGUCAACUGCUGAGAGUGCUGUGUUAUUUCUAGAGUCAUUGCUUGGUCAGGAGAACGUCUAUGCAGUGGCCAUGUUUUUGGAGAUGGUGAUCCGAUUCCUGGCUGAAGGAGCUGCCAGCGGACUGAAUGUCAUCGCCGUUUACGUCACAGAGAUCCUCAGAGUCACAGGAUUCGAUGCUGCGCUUACGCUGCCCCACUUCACUCCAGAGGGUGUGACAGCAGUCGCCCAGUGGGGUCUGUUAGCCCUCAUUGGCUACUGGGUGCUGACCAUUGUUCUCCGCUUGCUGAUUGGUGUGAUGAGGCGGGUGUUCUGGGUGGUGAAAACGGUCUUGGCUCUCUGGCUCUUCGGACUGAUGGUGACUGACAAGAACGCUUCUGCAGACACCACAGCGGUUCGCCUGGCCGGCCUGGUGCUGGGAUGCGUCUUGUUGACUCUGCUCACUUCCAGCUCUGAAAAGUCUUCUGCAGUAGAGCAUCGGCUGAACAGCCUGGAAGGCCGAGUGAAGGCGGUAGAGAAGAGGAGAGGGGAAUAGUGAUGGAAGAGGGUGGAGGAGAAGGGGAAAGGAGUCAAGAUGGACAAAGGUGAUGGUGAUAUCGGUUAUGACAUUAGUAACUUUGAUGGUUUCUAUAUUAUGUCAAAGUAUUAUGGGAAUUAAAGUAAUCUCUGGGAUUUUUAAUCAGAAAUGUUUUUUUUAAUUUGCCUUCAGAAAAUGCCAAAAUAAUGAAACCACAAUAUUUUUUACACUAAUAAAAAGGAAUCAGUGACACACAAAGCUAUUAAAAGGCUGCAAUAGAAAGACAAGUGUGCACAGAGGAUUGGACAAUUCAAAAUGUCAGAUUAAAAACUGUCUUCUUUCUGUAUUGUCUCUUCCACGAUUGCAUACAAAUAAAAAUCAAAGCAGAAUUUUUAAAUAAUUGUUCAAUAAAAAGCUUCCUCUGUUGGUGGAAGGUACAGUAUUUUAUAAUAAACUGUAAUAAUCCAA